Messenger RNA from Chlamydomonas reinhardtii, 3941 nucleotides. RefSeq lists its product as uncharacterized. The record is from RefSeq and is a predicted model, not a curated record. NCBI's taxonomy places the organism in Eukaryota, Viridiplantae, Chlorophyta, Chlorophyceae, Chlamydomonadales, Chlamydomonadaceae. The transcript is spliced from 15 exons. The coding region runs from base 103 to 3069 and encodes 988 amino acids. Gene Ontology annotation, molecular function: kinase activity.
GUGCAUCCAAGAAAGUAGCAGGGCUUACUGUAUGCAAUUGCGAGACUUGUAAAGGCGCCGAUAUCUAAAUGAGGACCUAGCUUCCUUGUGGCCCGCGAAGAAAUGCCCCGGUUGAAGCGUGUAGAUUCUGACGAUAGUAUAGGUGCUCCGUGGAUAGAGGCAGCCCCUUCGUCACACCAAGAGUGCUUUUCUCCCGGAGCGAGCAAGGCCGUUCUCACCCGAACGGGCAAAGCUCAGGAGUCUCGAGCAGCAGCUAUUAAUAGGACUGAGAGCAGUGCCUCAUCAUGCGUCGGUGUUCAGGCGUGCGCAGGCGGCGAGGAGGGCCCCGCAUCGCUGGAGGCAGUGAUGCGGUUCCGUGGCCACCGAGUCAAGGUGAAGAGCACGGCCACGCACGUGUCCUGGAAGGCGGUCAACCAGGCGGCGGGCUGCUGCGUGGACCGGCGGAAGCUGGCGAGGCGAGUUCCUUUUGAUGAGGUGCUCUCAGCCCUGGCGCUGAACAAGCAGCCCGUAUGCUGCUACGCGCGGGACCACUCGUUCGUGAUCUACACCUUCUCGCGCGCCGGCUCCGCCGACCCCAACACCUGGCGUCCGGAGGAGUACGUCCUGACGGCCGCCAGCGGCGAGGCGGUGCGGGAGUGGGUGGCGCUCAUCAACGGCCGGUUGCAGGCGCUGAGGGACAGGCCGCGCAACCUGCUCGUGUACGUGAACCCCUUCAGCGGCGCGCGGCGGGCGCGGCACAUCUGGGAGCGGGUGGCGGCGCCCGUGUUCCAGCGCGCCCGGGUGGCGGUGACGGUGGUGGAGACAGCCAAGAUGGACCACGCCAAGGAGAUGGUGGAGCUGAUGAAGGCGGAGGAGCUGGCUGGGUACCAGGGCGUGGUGGCGGUGGGCGGGGACGGACUGUUCCAGGAGGUGGUGGCGGGCCUGCUGGCACGGCGCGCGCGCGGCGACGUGACGGCGCACCGCAUCCGCGUGGGCCACAUCCCGGCCGGCAGCACCGACGCAGUGGCCUACACCCUGCACGGCGCCCGCUGCGCCGCCACCGCCGCCAUGCACAUCGCGCUGGGCGACCGCCUCAGCCUGGACGCCGGUCGCAUGGCGGCGGCCGACGGCACCGUGCGCCACUUCGUGUGCCAGGCGGGCUACGGCUUCAUGGGCGACGUGAUGCGCUUCAGCGAGCGGCUGAGGUUCAUGGGGCCGGUGCGGUACGACGUGACGGGCGCGCUGCAGCUGCUGCGCGGCGCCAGCUACCGCGUGUCGCUGGCCUACCGCGAGGCCACCUCCACCACCGCGGAUGUGCAGCAGCUGUGCACCUCGCAGUGCGAGGUGUGCCGCCUGGCGGGCAUCCGCAUGGAGGGUCCGCACGGCGCCUACCACCGCUCCGCCACCACCAGCGCCCUCCUCGGCGGCUCCGCCGCCGCCACCGCCGUCGUCGUCAACUCCACCGGCGCCACGCAUGUCGGCGCCGGCGGCGGCCUGGGCACGCCGCUGGGCGGCUCCAGCCCGCACGCCACCUCGCCGCCCGGCCCACUCGCCGCCAGCCACGGCAUUGUCACCAGCGCCAGCGCCGGCGCCGUGCUCGGCACGCCGCUAGGGAGCCGCAACGCAUCGGCGCCGCUGCCCGUGUCGUCGGCGGGCGCCGCGCCAGGCGGCGCUUCUGGCGCCGCCACCGCCGACGCCACGCCGUUGCAGCCGGGCACGCCCGUGCACGGCGCCCACGGCGCCACGGCGCCCGCCGCCUCCUCCUCGGCGGCGGCGGCGCAGGCCUGGCAGGCGCAGGCGUUGGGGAUGUUCACCAGUGCCACCGCGGGCUGGUUCACGCCCUACCCGCACGCCGGCGCAGCCCACGGUGCGCCCGGAAGCAGCGGCGCAGGAGCUGCGGGCCCAGUCGCGGGAAGUGGCUCAACGCACUCGAUGUCGGGUCAUGGGACCGGCGACGCUGCGGCGGGCGGCCAGGCAUCGGGGGCAGGGCACGGCGCGGCGGGAGGGCUGGCCCUGACGGCGGCGGCGCCGGGCGCGGCGUUGAGCGGCAGCCUGGCGACCGACGGCAGCGGGGUCGGGGUUGGGAGCAGUGGCGGGGGCCAGGGCCAUGCGCUGCUACGGGCCCCGAGCGCGCCGCUGUCGUGGGGGCAUCAGCACCUGCAACACCUGGCGGCGGGGCCUCAUUCCCAGGACAACAGCAGCGGGCCGCUUCACGCCACCGCCGCCACGCACGCCGCGCCCGCGCCCCUGGCUGCCGCCGUGCCAGGGACCGCUGGCGGCGGCGGGGCCGGCGGUGGCGGCUUCGUGAGAGCGAGCUUCCCAAGGUCAGGCGGUGGAGGCGGCGCGGGCAGCGCCUGCGGCGGCUCGCCGCGCGGGCCGUCCAGCCUUACCGGGUUCGCCGCCGCCGCCGCCGCCCCUGAGCAGCUGCCGCCGCCGUCCCUGUCCUCGAACUCUGUAUCAGUGACGGCCACGGCGGUGGCAGGCGGUGCCGGCGGCGGCGGCACUGCUGGUGCGCCGUCGGGGCCGGCCGGGGCGGUGUCGCAGCCACUGCACAACGGCAUGCCGGCAUCGUCAGGGCCGGCCGGCAACGGAGACGGCGGCAGCGGCGGCGGCGAUGGCUCAGGCGGGCUGUGUACGGCGCCAGUGACUGACGCGGAGGGCUGGACGCACGUGGAGGGGGAGUUCGCCUCCAUCAUGUGUGUGGUGACGCCCUGCCGCAGCGACAAGAGCAAGCGAGGCAUCAUCCCCAACGGCCACCUGAGCGACGGGCGCAUGUACCUGGUGCUGGUGUCCAAGUGCGCGCACCCCAACUUCCUGCGCUUCCUCAUCCGCCUGUCCGCGCGCGGCCUGGUGGACAGGUGCCUGCCGCACGUGCGCGUGGUGCCCAUCACCGCGCUGCGUGUCAGCCCGCUGCCCGGCGGGCACUACCUGGGCGGCUGCCUGUGGGACGCGGCGGCGCCCGAGAGCGCCUGGAACGUGGACGGCGAGCUGCUGCACUGCGCCGACGUGCGCGUGGACGUGCUGCGAGGCGCGGUGGAGGUGUUCGCGCGCGGGCCGGAGACGCCGGCGUCGGCGCGGCAGCAUCGGUAGGCGGAGGCGGUGCGGUGCGGUGCGAAUAGGCUUAAGGUUGGGAUAGGAUGGGGGCCUGGAGAGGGCGGUGCACGCGCGUGUGUACGGUACGCGCUUGAGCGCUUUGAUUGAAGCAGUAGCUGUCCAUUGCCAUGGUGUGCUCGGUAUGGGGGCAGCGUUUACGGUGGAUAUCGGCCGUGCGGCGGUAAUGGCGCGUAGUGGGCUUUGCAUGUGACCAAAUCGAAUGUGGGCCGUGAACAAAUCGAAGGCGGCACGGCGCGUGUACGUGGGCUGCCUGUGACACAACCCCGUGCAAGAAUUUUAUUCUGCCCAUGUUCGUUAUGUGAUGGUGUGGUGGUGUGGCCGUUCACGUGUACGCGCAUGCACGGCAUCCACAGGCCUAGUCACAGGCCUACAUGCGCAUGAGUCUGGAACGCAAGGCAGUUCGGCAGGAUGGACAUGUGGUAAGCAUGACGUCAUGCUCUUGCCUUCUCCAUUACGCAUCUUUAGUUCAUCUUCGUUGCGUGCCAUGCAUGGCGCAACGGCACAGGAGACCCUUGUCCUAACGAGAAACCCGCUGUUAUGUUCGGAGAUGUGAGGGAUAACUGAACGACAUGGCAGCAGCACGGCGGGUGAUGGAUGGGGCGGGGCGUGUAAUUGUACUUUUAUCUGCGUGCUUCAGUGCGCUAAAGCCAAUCAAGCCCACUUCGGGGACAGGUUUGCUUUGUGGUGUGCAAGAGGGGCCUGUGAAGUGCUAACGGAUUGAGUACUUGCGCGUUGCCAGUUGUUCCAGUCAUAGCACCGGGUGCGCCGCAGAAGUAACAUGCCUGUACGCCCUCCGCUGGUUGUCUGGCCAGUGCAUAAUUGGACACAUUUAACCACUCUGCGCACGA